Prorocentrum cordatum is the source of this 2601-nucleotide messenger RNA. The record is from the annotation of a GenBank genome assembly. NCBI's taxonomy places the organism in Eukaryota, Dinophyceae, Prorocentrales, Prorocentraceae.
AUGGAGCCUACAACAGGUCGAGGUGUCGGCGGCGACGGCGACGUUUCCGAGGAUUUCGCGCAGGAGACCUGCUCUGAUGACCACGCGCGGGAAGUCGUCAGCAUCGAGACCUGUGAACCCCUUGGCCAGUUCAGACAAGAGUGCGCGCUCGCCUUCGCCAGCGCGGCAGCGGCGGCAACGCGCGCGGCGGCGGCCCCCAUCGACGAGGCACUCAAGCGGCUCAAGGACUCUAUCAAAGCGGCUCCCGGAGAAGAACCAGCAGCAGCAGCGGCAGCAACAGCGCGCGCCAAGCCCGAGCUCAAAGAUUUCGAAAAGCGCAUCCAGAGCCAGCUCGACAGCCAACCGCGCUCCACAGCGCCCCAAGCCUGCAGAUCGGAGCUUCAAAAGGUCGACCCGACUAUCCUCAUAGUCACAGCGUCCGCCCUCGUCAUUCGAGACGCCGCUGCCCAGUCGCUCGACUCCCAGCUUAAGGGCGCGGACUUAGUCGGCACGUACCGCGUUGAAGGGGAACUACAGUCGAAGCUCUUCGCGGUUCAGUUCACAGGAGCUGCUGGCAUCGCCGCGCGGCGUGUCCAUCAGGCGCCCAGCGCGCUUAAGAACGAGGACGGGUGGCCAUGCCCAGGGCGCGGGUCCAACGCCGUCUUCUGGAACGACAAGGGCCCGGACCAGAAAGGACGCAAACGGGGGCGCAUGCGCGACCUCAUCCACCCCAUCGUGUGCGUAGGCGCCCAACCAGAGUGGGGCCUUUUGCAGAUUUCUGCAGUUGCAGCACGAGGUGUACCUCGGGUCGACAGCGACUUCCGUUGCGAAAAAAAAAUUUCGCUCGUGACCUGGAACGCCCGUGCACUGCUGCGGUGGAGAGGUGGCAUGGCGCUCGAGAUGGCUGACCACCCACGGCAAUGCGACCUGCCCCGCGCCAUCGCAGCUCUCCAGGAGGCCCGCCAGAGCAGGCGGCAUAUCGAGGUUUUCAUGGAGAAGAUUCUGCCGCGCUGGGAAAUUCCCGGCCCCUUCUUCGACCUGGCGGAUGGGCGCAAGAAGGGGGGCGUCGCCGCAGCGACGCCGCUCUCCGAAGCUGCGGCCAGCUCGGCCAAGGCGGUCGUCUACGCCAAGGGCAGCGCACUGAAGGCGACGCCUGCAUGGGUGAUCAGUCAGAUGAGCAUCGAAGGCACGGCGGUCAGAGCUCCUGAGCAGCGUCGCGACCGCGGCAUCUCGGACUACGCAGCCCUUAAGACCGUCACCCAGCACCGAUUGCAGCGCCCUCGCUCUGAGCAGAACUUCCCGGCGGAGAUGUGCAGCAGACCCGGCUACGCCGCGACGUUGGAGAAGAUCGCCCAGCGCGGGGCUCGCCGCGCGGGCGGCCUGGCGCAGCAGUGCCGAGCUGGCCCGGACGGUGUGGACCAGGAGGUCGUCGACGUCCCCGAGGCUGGAUGCGGCGCUGGAGCACUCCCAGUGUGCAGCCACAACGCCAACCUCGGAAGCGAGAAGGAGAAGGAGGACGAGGCCCAGAAGCUGAAGGACCCCUUGUUCCACGCGCGGAUCCGGCGCACACUCGGCGCACCCGCCGGGGGCAGCAAGGAGUUCACGGGGUUCGUGGAGGAGGUGGAGCAGGUGAAGGGUACCGGGGAGAUCCUCUACCGCGUGCAGUACUCCGACGGCGAGCUGGAGCAUUAUACGGCGGAUCAGGUCAGGACGUUCCGCGACGGCGUACAGGAGGAGUCAAGCGCCGGAGGUGUCCUCGGGCUGCAGCUGGACGCGGCCAAGCGCAGGCUGAGCGAGGUGUCGCCGUCACCGGCCAUGACCGAGGCCGUGCUCGGCGCACUGCGGCAGGGCUUCGAGGCCAUGCUGCAGAGCGUGGGCUCCGCGUUGGCGCAGUCGGCGGGGGCGCAGGGCGGGGCUGCCGCCGCAGCGGCCUCUCCCAAGAAGCCUGCGCCAGCCUGGGUGCCAGCCGCCAAGGCGCCCGCGACCGCCUCGAAGCCUAUGCCACCCAAGCCGGCGGCGACCGCCAAGCCCGCGCCGGCCGCGGAGCCGCCGGCGGGCGCCAAGCAGCCAGCAGCCGCCAAGCCGCAGCCGGCCGCCGCAAAGCAGGCCGCGGCCACCGCGCCGCCGGUCGCAGCGGCCGCCAGGCCCGCAGCUGCAGCGCGGCCGACGGCCGAGCCGCCAGCGGUUGGGAGCCAGCCGGCCGCUGCCAAGCCUGCGAUCGCAAAGCGGCCGGCGGCCGCCAAGCCACCGGCCGCGGCCGACGAGCACCCGGCGAUCGCCAAGCGGCCAGCGGCCAGCGCGCCAGCGACACUCCAGCAGCCGGCGGCCGCCAGGCCAGCGGCUGUCAAGAAGGCGGCCGUGGCCACGCCUGCGGUCGUUAAGCUGCCAGCUUCGGCCAAGCCACCUGUUGUCAAGCAACCGGCGGCUGCAAAGCCAGCACUAGCCAAGCGGCCAGUGGCUCCUCCAGUGGUGAAGCAGCCGUUGGUUUCGAAGCCCGCGUUGGUGAAGCAACCGGCGAUCGCAAAGGUAGUUUUGGCUAAGGAGGCAGUCGCGAAGCCAGCAGCUGCCGCGUCCUCAGUGUCUCAGUGGCCGCUAUGUGGGAUGAGUCGUGGAUAUGUCUGA